AUGAAGCGUCGUACCAAUAUACUGGCUGCUAUAGCCUCUCCCGCUUCUAUCUUCCGUCGUACGUUUUCUGCGAGCUCGAGAUUGAGACAGAUAGAAGAUAUCCGAACCCUUCCUGGGAGGGUGUUUCCAAAAUAUGAAGAGUCCGGAGGAAGUGAUUUACUUGCUCUGAAAUGGCCUGGCCCGCCCAGGAACAUUCUGUUGAUGAAAAAGAAGGGUGCCCCCGAAGUGACUCAGUCGGUGGUUGAGUUCGCAAACCAUAUAAAAUCGAACUAUUCGCCGAUAUCCGUGAUUCUUGAACGAGAUACGGCCACGGAGAUACACGACUCCCUCCCGUUUCCGGUAUAUACUAAUCUGGCUGAGUCGUCGAUACCUCCGGAAAAGGUAGACCUGAUAGUAACAUUGGGCGGAGAUGGGACCAUUCUACGGGCCUCCUCACUCUUCGCAACGUCCAAGAUCGUACCGCCGAUACUCUCGUUCAGCAUGGGCACGCUAGGGUUCCUAGGGGAGUGGAAAUUCUCAGAAUACAAGGGAGCGUUCCGGGAGGUUUACAUGUCUGGUGCCGGAGUUGGCGAGCGAGCACCCGCUCUUCUCGAAAAUGGAGAAAGCAGUGGUACCUCUGCUGCUGCUGCUGCUGAUGCAGGAGGGUGGUCGACGCUACGGGGAAAAUCGAUGGGAAUGUCACGCAGUGCACGUAUCCUGGUUCGCAGCCGGCUACGAGUAGGAGUGUUCACACCGGACGAAGAAGCAGUGCACAGCAACGGGGUGACGCUGACCUCGCCCAAGGAAGCAGACACGGGCGUCUAUGCAAUGAACGAAGUAGUCAUCCACCGCGGCCGACAGCCUCAUCUCGCCAUUGUGGAAGUCUUUGUUGGCGGCCGUUUCCUCACCGAAGCAGUAGCGGACGGGAUGAUCGUCGCGACACCCACCGGCAGCACAGCGUACAGCCUCUCGUGCGGCGGGAGCAUCAUCCACCCUCUCGUCUCUUCCCUGCUGCUUACACCGAUCUGUGCACGAAGUCUAAGUUUCCGGUCCCUGGUCGUGCCGUCCAGAACACCGGUGACGCUCCGGCUCAGCGAGAAGAAUCGUGGCCGGGAAGUCGAGGUGAGCAUAGACGGGGUGGCCAUGAGCGAGGGCCUGCGAGUGGGCAUGGAAGUGCGUGUCUGGGGCGAGGACAUCAGGGUCGUCGACGGUGCCUGGUACGGUGGUGUGCCGUGUGUGAUGCGCAAGACUGUUGGUGAGGGCGGCGCUGCUGACGGCUGGGUAGGGGGUCUGAACGGCCUUUUGAAAUUCAACUACCCCUUUGGAUCGGAGUCAUGA
Trichophyton rubrum CBS 118892 is the source of this 1317-nucleotide messenger RNA. RefSeq lists its product as uncharacterized. The record is from RefSeq and is a predicted model, not a curated record. The coding region runs from base 1 to 1317 and encodes 438 amino acids. Lineage: Eukaryota; Fungi; Ascomycota; Eurotiomycetes; Onygenales; Arthrodermataceae. Gene Ontology annotation, biological process: NADP+ biosynthetic process; NAD+ metabolic process. Gene Ontology annotation, molecular function: NAD+ kinase activity. The transcript has 3 exons.